This is a messenger RNA of Anopheles merus, 1748 nucleotides long. Its product is annotated as CD151 antigen-like. The transcript has 7 exons. Lineage: Eukaryota; Metazoa; Arthropoda; Insecta; Diptera; Culicidae. The coding region runs from base 539 to 1516 and encodes 325 amino acids. Gene Ontology annotation, cellular component: membrane. The record is from RefSeq and is a predicted model, not a curated record.
UUAGCAUCAAGCAUACCAUAACAAGCGGAUGAAAAAUCUUGAAACAUCAAACAUAUUAACGAUAAACAAAGUGGAAAAAGAUUUAAGUGUUUAUUCCUUUUGAAAGAUUUAGCAGUAGCAAAAGAAACGAGUUUUUUUGGGGCCAAAUCGAAAGUUCCUAUAGGAUUCCAAAUGACUUUUGGAAAUCGUAACGAGCAGUGGUGGCUGUUGGCUGACGGUGGGUGAACUAGGCGAUCGUCUGAGGCCCCGUCCUAGCACCACCUCUCCCGUCCCCUCAAGACAACACAACCCAACCGAGUGCUACUCCUCUCCCCCUCAAUUCAUCUAAAUUGCUCAUCUAGAGGGGGCCCCAACUCUUCUUACCGCCUAGGGCCUUCGACAAUCUUAAUCUGUCACUGUAUAUACAGUUAUGUUAAAUGGAAUGAGGGCGUAUGUGAAAACGUGCGUGAUUGUUGUGAUUGACUGUGUGCGAUAAAGAGUGAGUGAGAUCGAGAGUGAGUGAGAUAACGAGCUAGUGAGAUGACGAUCAAUCGUACAGAUGGGGCAUUUACUUCAACCGGACGAUACGUACGAAAUUGAGCUAUUUGAACCGAUGAAUCUUAUCUACACUGGUUCAACAACAACGGGCAAAACGUACAAAAUGGGUAGACGAACAAAAGAGCAUCCAACUAUCGUUAGUAGCAUCGAAUCCGGUUUCAACAAUGGUCAAAGAACUUUUUGCUCAAGAAAAACAAAAAAAACUAUAAACCCAAAGCAUAAAACACGAGAUUCGGAUUGCUGCAGCGUCAACUUUAUCAAAUAUUCCUUGCACAUAUUCAACACCAUAUUUCUGAUAUCAGGAUCAAUUAUUAUAGGUGUUACUUUUUGGACAAUAAUCUGGAAGCAUCAGUAUAUUUCACUACUAUCCACUACCAACUACGUAACCGGAACAUAUGCUCUAUUAACAGCAGGCUUAUUCGCCGUUUUUGGCGGUAUUCUAGGAUGCUGUGGUGUAUGGCGUGAACAUCGUGGUGUUCUGCUAUUGUACACUUUUGUUUUGCUGAUUGUAUUUCUAUUGGAGAUUAUAGUAGGCAGCUUAGCCUAUUUAUAUGAAACGCAAAUUGAGACAGAGCUCCAACACACACUUAAUGCUACUUUCAUGGAACACUACGGUGUAAGUGAACAACAAACAGUGGCUAUUGACAGUAUGCAGCAAGAGUUUUCCUGUUGUGGCGCUGUACGAUUUGAAGACUGGCGACAUAGUGUAUGGCUGCGGUCACGACGCAAAAAUCUGAUAAAACCAACUGAAGGCCGCUUGGUACCAGAUUCGUGCUGUAUAACCGUGGUUUCCAACUGUGGUUUACGUGAUGGUCCUAGUAAUAUACACUAUACGGGUUGCAUAUACGGGAUGAUGGAUGACCUUAAAUAUCACCUAAUAAUUCUCGGUGCCAUCGGGCUUGGAUUGAGCGCAAUACAAGUGUUUGGUAUGGUGUUAUCCUGUUGCUUGUAUGUGAAACUUAAAGAUGUGCUAGACUGACAAAAGCCACCGGAUCUAAUAAUUGAACCUAUGGAUCCUCUCCCAGACAACAUCAGCCUUAUUUAUGGAUAUUAGGACCCACACGUGUAAUGAACCAAUUAUACCAUGUAUCAUAUUAUCUGUUAAAUGUGUCACAUAGUAAAUGCAAAUUUUAAAGUUGUUUACAUUAUCAUUUGUAAAUAUUAUACUAAAUUGCAAUAAACAUUCUUUCUCUUUUGCUGACAAUGAAAAA